Molecule: messenger RNA, 2630 nt
Organism: Manacus vitellinus (golden-collared manakin)
Lineage: Eukaryota; Metazoa; Chordata; Aves; Passeriformes; Pipridae
Gene: RASSF7
Product: Ras association domain family member 7
Exons: 6
Coding region: 166-1485 (439 amino acids)
Biological process (GO): signal transduction
Source: RefSeq, a predicted model, not a curated record
GCCAGAGGUUGGUGCGGGGUUUGAACCCAGACGGGUGCCUGGGACCCGUGUGCUAGCAGCCAUCCUGCUUCCACAGCCCGCUGUGUUCGGCAGCCACUGGAUUUCUCGGGCAAGGCAGCCUGUCCUGCAAUGACCCAGUGCACCUGAGGCCCAGCAGUCGUGGGGAUGGAGCUGAAGGUCUGGGUGGAUGGGAUCCAGAGGGUUGUGUGCGGUGUCUCAGAGCAAACUACCUGCCAAGAAGUGGUCAUUGCCCUGGCACGGGCCAUCGGUCAGACAGGCCGCUAUGUGCUGGUGCAGAAGCUGCGGGAGAAGGAGCGGCAGCUGCUGCCGCUGGAGUGCCCCCUGGAGUCCCUGGCCAAGUGUGGACAGUAUGCCAACGACGUGCAGUUCAUCCUGCGGCGGACAGGCCCCAGCAUGACCGAGCGGCCCUCCUCAGAGGGCGCUCCGCAAGCUCCCGAGAGGACGUUCAUCCGGGCCAGUUUGCCCAUCAAGCCCAGGCUCACCAGCAUGGAUGCACCCCGUUCUCGGGAGCCGAAAAAAUCCAUGACCUUCAACUUGGGUCCUACAGGCUCCAGCGACCCGUUCGCUGUGAGCCGAUGGAGGCACCAAACACGGGAAGGGAUCGACUUGGAGGGUGGGGGGAUUGUCCAACCCUCCAAAGAGGAGCUGUUUAGGAGGGUGCUGCAGCAGCAGGAGCAGCUGCAUUCCUUGGAGGCCCAUGGGGACACCCUGGAAAUGGACCUACGGCUCUGGGAGCGCAACCGGCUUGCCGGCCAGGAGAAUGAGAUCCUCUAUCUGGAGCAACUGGUACGAAGGAAUGAGACAGAGCUGGGCGAGGAGGAAUUUUGGCAGAGCGAGCUCCGGCUGGAAAAGGAGUGUGAGCGAGAGCGGCAGGAGCGGGUUAGAAGCCUGCGGGCCAGCCUGGAGGAGUACACCCAGAGGAUCUUUGAGCUGAGUGCCCGGACUGAAGCCCUGCAGGAGGAGAUCCAGUGGGAGAUGGCUGAGAGGGCCAAGAGGGGGAAGGAGAUCUCUUUGCCCAGCCCCAUAGAGCUGGAGGACAUGGCCACCAAAAUGAAAAGGGACCUGGAGGCCAAGGUCAAGCAAGGGACCCAGCUGGAGAGCAACCUGGCCAGUGUGGAGAAGGCCCUGGAGGAAGCUGAAAAGAACUUGCAGGCCCAGACCCAAGAGCUGGAGGAGUUAAAUAAGGAGCUGAGGCAGUGUAAUUUGCAGCAGUUUAUUCAGCAGACGGGGGCCACGGUGACUGUCCUGCAGGCCAGGUCUGAGGAGGAUGCCCAGCCGGAGCCGAGCCCGUGCGAGCUGCCAGCCUACCGGAGAAACGGAGGUUUUCCUCCCACCGCUGGUACCGACUCACCUCCCCGAGUCAGCACCAAGCAGCUCCUCAGCCAUCCCAGGACCCUGCCGGAGCCCCUGGUGUCCAGCCUGAAUCCCGAGGUUGUAUCAACCAGGCAGAACAUCUGGAGGUAGAAGGGCCCAGGCAGUGAAGGAUCAAUUGCCUUGCAAGUGUAACUGUAUAAAUAAACCAUAUUAUAUAUAUAUAUUUUAUAUUUUUUUUUUACUGCUUUAUAUCGUGAAUGGAUGUGGACGGCCAGACAGAGUAUUUUUACAGACUAUAAAAUAAAACCAGAGACUGACGACACAAAGCAACCAUCUUCCCCUGCGGAUGAAAGUGACCCCCUUCUACUUUUUUUAAAGCAGUUUCUAUAUUCAACAGAAAACAGCGGUGCUCCCAUUCUGCAUAGCCUCCUCAAAAGAUCCAUCGUACAUUUGGAAAAGUCCUUGUUCCUUUGACUAAGGGAGCAGAGCUGCAGUGGAGACCUGCCUGGAGACUCACCUGGAUGGAGCAAGUUAACAGAUUUUACAGCAUCUGGUCGCAGCAAGCAGGGCCAUGACAAACAGCCUCUUCGCUGGCUGCAGGGGAGGCACAAGAGCAGCUUUAAGACAAAUUUCUGACCCCUCUUUUCUUAUAUAUAUUAUAAGAAACCUGUAGUAGAAGCCCAUUUUCCAUGGUGCCAUGGACCACGCUUGAAGGGAGCAAUGGAGCACAGAGCAGGAGCUUGUUUUUCUCAUAUCCACUUAGUUUUUCAACUUGUUUUUAAAAUAAAAAAUUGCAGAAUGAGCCCUUCCUCAGUGGUGAUGUGAGUGGGGAGCAGGACCAAAACGUUCUUGGUGACAUUUCCCCUGGGGGUUUUUUUGAUUCUUUUUUCUGUUUGUUUUUUUUUUAACUCUUGAUGGCCAGUAGCUACUGUUUUGUUCAUCUGUCCUCUGUCCCAGUGGGUUGCCUUGUAUUUUAAUUGCAAAACCAAAGCGGUUUGGGGAGGGAAUGAGUUUGUCCAGAUCCUCAAGCCUGUUUUCAACGCGUCAUAUGCAAAAAACAUGACUUGGGCACAGCGUUCACCGUAAAAUCCUGCUUUCCCUGUGCGAAUGUAAUCCUGUGUGCUGCAGAUCCAGUUUUCAAUAAAUCUUUGGGAAAGGAUUUGAGCCAAGUGAGCGUGCUGUUGUGGGCAGGGUGAGCCAUCUCUGACAGCUCCUGGUCUGGUGCCUGACGGACACAUCUGAGCUGUUUGUGCACCCUGCAGCUGCCUCUUUCGUUUCCAAGCCAUCUCUUUCUA